AUGCGCUCGAACCCUAGUAUUCGGCGCGAGCUUAUCACUUAUCAUCAUCAGCGCCCCUCCGUCCCUCCCUCCUCCUGGCGCGUCGUGAUCCAUCCAGCCCAGCGGGUGAUUAAGGUCGCCAUGUCGGAUUCCGAGGACCACCACUUCGAGUCCAAGGCCGAUGCGGGGGCGUCCAAGACCUUCCCUAUGCAGGCCGGCGCCAUCCGGAAGGGCGGCUACCUCGUCAUCAAGAACCGCCCCUGCAAGGUGGUGGAGGUUUCUACCUCGAAGACUGGAAAGCACGGUCAUGCUAAAUGCCACUUUGUUGCCUUAGAUAUAUUCAAUGGUAAAAAGCUUGAGGACAUUGUUCCUUCAUCCCACAACUGUGAUGUGCCACAUGUGGACCGUACUGAGUAUCAGCUGAUUGACAUAUCAGAGGAUGGAUUUGUGAGCCUUCUUACUGAUAAUGGUAGCACUAAGGAUGAUCUUAAACUCCCAACUGAUGACGCUAUCCUGACCCAGCUCAAGGACGGAUUUGCUGAGGGGAAGGAUCUGGCGCUGACGGUCAUGUCGGCCAUGGGGGAGGAGCAGAUCUGCGCAGUCAAGGACGUGGGCCCCAGGUAA
Triticum turgidum subsp. durum (durum wheat) is the source of this 603-nucleotide messenger RNA. Lineage: Eukaryota; Viridiplantae; Streptophyta; Magnoliopsida; Poales; Poaceae. The record is from the annotation of a GenBank genome assembly.